UUUCCGGCCUUGUGUUCUCCUCACUACUGUCAAUUUCACCAUGUCAUUCCGCGUGCCAGAUCUCCCUGGAACAAGUGCCAGUGCCUGUCUUAAACGCAGGCGAUCAUUUUCAGAAGAUGAAGAAGAACAGAACCGACGCCAUCGCCCGUUUCCUGCUCUCUUUGCCAGUACAAGCAGUCGGCCACCCCUUGAACGUUCGCUUUCGAUCUCUGAUCUUGGUCUGGAAGUGACGGCCAGUAUCAGUGCAGCUCGGACUCGCUCCAGUACGACGAGCUCUUUGUCUCGAACGCGGUCUUUGACACGCGAAGACAUCGUCUUCGAUCGCGUCCGUGCCAAUUCUAGCGCGUCGUUCUCUCUCGACGCCAGCCCCUACCAACCAAUCAUCUCUCAUUCCUCCCAUACGUCUCGUUCGUCGUCACCCGCAGUUCCCUCCCUUCCCAAUAUCUCCGCGAAGUUCCAACUAAAACCGGACCGAGUUCUCAUCGAUUUCAACGUUUCCGCUGAAGACGCUACUGCGGGUGUCUCGCCCGUCUGCUGGUCCAGCAAGAACUUCCUUGUCUUCGGACGAGGGAAACGCGUACACUUUAAGAACAUGUCCAGUACCGAAGAGAUCACGCAGUUAUGCAAGAUCCGCGGCUCGCAAGGUAGUCUGAGACUGCUCGAGUCCGCGCCAUUGUCCCAUACCGUCGCAUUGUGCACGUCAAAGGGUCACAUCCAGUUGUAUGACCUCCCCACCAAAACGCUUGUUGGCUCCUGGCAAACUAAAGACGUGACCUCAAUGCAAUGGAACGGGCCUGUCCUUACCACUGGCGCGCAACGUGGGGUCAUCAGGCAUUUCGACACCCGGAUCCAGCCCAGUUCGAAGAUGAAGGAACAGACUAGGAAAGUUACCCGUCACCAAGCUAAUAUCACCUGUCUCGCCUGGCACAACGAGGGAAAACUUAUGGCGAGCGGAGACGAAAGUGGGUUGUCUCUUGUUUGGGACUCAAGAAAACCAGGUCAACCCAUGGACGUCGGCGAGACCAUUCAGAGACGGAAGAAAAUGCAACACGAUGGUCCUGUCUCGGCUCUUGCAUGGUGCCCCUGGUCUUCCAAGCUCCUUGCGAGCGGUGACUCGUCUCCCACUCAGACAGGCAUAAUCCGGUUUUGGGACGUGAAAGACAGCUCCACCUCAAGCAACCUCAUACGUCAGAUCGACCUCGAUGCCCAAAUUACAUCCCUUCAUUUCAGUGAACACGCAAAAGAGAUCCUCAGUACUCACGGUCUUGGUCGUGUUGGUGCGCAGGGUAGCGUGGAGAAUUCCGUAGUCGUGCAUUACUACCCGACGUUGCACCAGAUUGUUGCUCGAAAAGCUAGUGAGAAGACUGUGGCGUGUAGUGCGGUAAGUCCGAACGGACAACGAGUUGUCUUAGGUGUCCCCGAGGAGGGUAAGCUCAAGGUGUGGGAUGUCUGGGCUAAACCAAGGAGUUACGAAAUGUCGAGGUUCGGUGGACCGACUAUCCGGUAAAGAGAGGAUACCGUGUUACUCAAAGUUAUCUACGUUUCAUAAUAAUGUAUUGAUAUGGUCUCUUUUUCCAUUUUUUUGUUUUGAAGUCUCGAAAGUCUGAACUAUGUUUUCCUCUCCAUUGUGUCAACUAACCACUGCGUCACUGUAUUCCUUGACAAACGUGUAUCAUAUACCGUAUACAUGGGGUACCUUAGCAUUAUAUCCAGAAUACAUUGAUAUCAUUGUAAAUCAUC
Molecule: messenger RNA, 1740 nt
Organism: Somion occarium
Lineage: Eukaryota; Fungi; Basidiomycota; Agaricomycetes; Polyporales; Cerrenaceae
Source: the annotation of a GenBank genome assembly